Messenger RNA from Punica granatum (pomegranate), 2080 nucleotides. The record is from RefSeq and is a predicted model, not a curated record. Lineage: Eukaryota; Viridiplantae; Streptophyta; Magnoliopsida; Myrtales; Lythraceae.
GUCCAGAAUUGUCUUUCAAUUGGGCAAUCUCAUAAGAUAUGCAGAGCAGUUUCCUCAAGUACCAGACAUAAAGGGCAUGAGGGUGAUAUAGAAAGCCCCCUGUCAGAUGGACUGCAGUAGGAAGCCGAUUAAAGGAAGACCGGCAACUUGUUCGCUGUUCCACAUGUAUUGCCGGUCUCAAUUUCCCCCUCUAGCCCUUGCUGAUUUAACGGGACCCACCCCAGACGGCCACAAAGGGGAAGUCGUCAGCAGCCAAAAAGGACAAAAACCACAACACCCGCCGGCCACGAUCGUCGCCGCCACCAUCCCCACCGGCCAUCCAACGAAGGACAGAAGACGCAGAGGAAGCAGGAGGCUUCGGCUGACGGAGGUGGCUCUAGUAGCCGCCGCAGCUCACUGCCAUGCGAGCCCAUUUCGGGUUUCUGAGGGGCAAGGCCGCAGGUUUCGUUCAUGAGUUCGAGGAAUUGAGUUUAUUUAUGGCGUGAAACCACUCGAAGUAUCUUAUUAGGACGUUUCGAAAGAAUGCACUUUUAGAUGGUUUUAGGUGGAGUCGGAUGAUGCUGAUUAAUAAGGAUGUACAGGCGAGUAGUACACAAGCUUUAUUUCAAAGAGUAUAUGAAAAGUCGGAUAGGUGGAUUGCUAAAUGUGAUGCUGUAUCACAGUGUUGAAGAACCCCAUGGAGCAGUUCUCCCUGCUGAAUGGUAUGAGAAGGCAUACCCAAAGAUGGUAAAACUGAGCCGUUUGUUGAAGGGCUUGGACGAAGUUGAUGGUAGGCUAAUGAAUAUCAAAGAUGAAUCGAUUGUUGUCGAUGAUCUCACUGUGUGCAAGAUGAAUGCAUUCAAAUCUCUCGUCAGGGCCUUCAUUGGGUCUCCAUCAAUCCAGCAAAAACUGAAGAGAAGCUCCAUGGCCUCCUCUGUGGUAUCUAGUUCUGCUUCCUCUGUUUGUUUCAGUCAAUUAAGUGAAAACCAGCCCGUUAUUAUAAACUCUCUGACCCAAGUAAGUGAUCUUCUCAGACUUUCAGCUCAACAGAGGAAAUUGGUGAAACAAAAAAUUAGCCCUCAGGUCACACAGCAAAAAAUAUGGACGGGCGCAAUCAUGGAGAUACUAAACGGAUUAAAGUAUGAUUUAGACUAUUUCAAUCGCCAAUGUUCCAACAGAGCUACUAGCUUGGGCCAGCAGAUUGUUUCUUCGUGUGUAAAGUUCUUGGACAAGACUGUUAUUUCCUCUGACCCUGACUCCCCUUCGUGGAUGAAACUCGGACCAACAAAGAGUCUAGAGGCACCUAACUUGUAUAAGUGGGAGGAUGUCCUUGAGAUGUUCAAUGACCUGAUCAAGUGCUUGGGCGAAGAGAAGGGACUUUUGCUCCAUGUUAGAAAGCUCAACGAGAUGAAGGAAGGGUUGUAUCAGAUCAAGGAUGUCUCAGUAGACAGAAAUAUUGGAUACAGAGACUCUCGGCACCAGGAAAUCCUACUGCAAAAGAAGCUCUCAAAGGCAUUGGGCCACUCAUCUCCUUGCCUGUUUACCCUUCUAUUCUACUAUCUCUAUGGGCGUGUUGGAAGUACUGGGGUCGAUCUUUGUGGAGGAAUUCUUGGGCCCACUGAUGGGAGUAGUGUUUGCCUGCAUAUGGGGAAAAUAUUAACAUCGGAAGAGGCAGCUAACCUUUGGAGUGGAGUCAAGCAGUUGGAUAAAAUGCUUGGGCUCUUCAAGUUUGUCUGGGAAACAGCGGGAAUGAAGGGAAGUUUGGAGCUUCAAGGACAUCUAUGGUGUGUGGGAGCUGAGGACAAGACAUUAACUUACCGAGGUAAUACCUAUAUUUUACAUGGAAUUAGGCAUUAACAACUUCUCAGGGAGAUAAAGGACCAUUUGAAUACAGCUUUGGAGGUCAAACAAGUGUUCCAAGGGAAUUGUCUUCAGUUAUCCAAUUAGAAUGGAAAAUUAUAUUCUCGGUGUCUAUGUUUGGAGCCUCCUUAUUCUCGAGUUUUCCCCAAAAAGAAAACUGUUUUACAGAAAACUGAAUAUUGAUCUCUGCUUUUCUUGUUAUCUGCCCUAACUGGAUUAAUAUAAUAGAUAUUUCAUGUGA